Molecule: messenger RNA, 1397 nt
Organism: Sebastes umbrosus (honeycomb rockfish)
Lineage: Eukaryota; Metazoa; Chordata; Actinopteri; Perciformes; Sebastidae
Product: CCN family member 5-like
Exons: 5
Coding region: 1-1155 (384 amino acids)
Biological process (GO): cell adhesion; signal transduction
Cellular component (GO): extracellular region; extracellular matrix
Molecular function (GO): heparin binding; integrin binding
Source: RefSeq, a predicted model, not a curated record
AUGGAGCGAGGCAGCUUUAAUAAAUACAUCUACACUUUUCUCCAGGGGAGGAGAAAAAAAAGAAGGGAGGGAAACUGGACAAAAGAAGCACAGAAGGCAGAGGUGAGGAAGAUGGACAGAAGAGACACCCAGCUGGUUUGCUCUUUGCUGUUGUGUAUCAUCACUCAGGUGUGGUGCCAAUUGUGCUCUGGGCCAUGUCAGUGCCCUCCCACCAUGCCGCGCUGCCCUGUUGGCGUUCCUCUGAUGUUAGACAGCUGCGGGUGCUGCCAGGUGUGUGCCAGGCAGGAGGGCGAGGCCUGCACCCACUGGCUGCCCUGUGACACCCAGCGAGGGCUGCAGUGUGACUACAGCGCUAGCUUCCCUGGAGGGCCGGGACAGUGUGUCGGUCUGAAUGAGCUGGGCUGUGAGAUGAAUGGCCGGAGGCUGGAGGAGGGACAGGUAUUUCAACCUUCCUGUGCCCAGCUCUGCCACUGCCUGGGAGGAGGGGUGACCUGCGUGCCCCUGUGCAGUGAUGAUCUGCAGAGGCCUGUCGAUAAAUGCCCCACCCCUCAGCUGGUGCGUCUACCAGGGCGCUGCUGCAAAGAAUGGGUGUGUGAUGGCAUGGACAACAGCAUUUCCACAAAUCCAUCAACAGCAGAGCAGACGCGUCAGGACUACGGGGGUGGGCUGUCCGGUCCAUCGUUUGGCUUGAUCUCCAACUGUAUCGAGUGGACCUCAGACUGGAGCCCCUGCUCCCACAGCUGUGGCCCAGGUGUCUCCACCCGCACCUCAAACAGGAACUGGGCUUGCCGCUUGCAGACCGAGACCAGACUGUGCCAGGUCAGGCCGUGCCAGACACUGCUGCCGGGGCUUCGAAGGCUGCAGCCGGGCUCGGGGGUGUGCGAGAGCAGCUAUAGUUCACCUCUGUCCAUUCAGCUUGAACAGCAGGGCUGCUGGAGCACCAGAGCCUACCGUCCCAGGUUCUGCGCCUUGACCUGUCCGGAGGGGCGCUGCUGCAGCCCCUCCCACACCAGGACGGUGCGGAUGGUUUUCCGUUGCCCCCAAGACAGGCUCACCCAGCAGCAGGUGAUGAUGAUCGAGUCCUGCUCCUGCAGCGUCUCCAACUGCCGCCAGUCCCCGUCCACAGCUGCCCGGAGUGUCCUGCCCUGGCUGUGAGGUGCAUGUGUAUCCAGAAAACAUGGGCAGGUCCCAUCUGUGAGGAAAGUGACCAAAUGUACACACAUGAUAGUUGAGCCAGUGUUUUAAAAUUAUGGGAAUAUUAAAAUCAGGAUGGGAAACUUGACAUUUGACAAUCGCUUUUGAGUAUCCAGAUGUGCAAAUACGUAUGAGCACUCACAUUUGAAAGCAUGUACUAAGAUUUAUGCAGUAAUCUGUAUCCAGAUUUAAAUCCAAGCAAA